UAAGGAAGAAAAGAAACACAGGGAAGAAAGUACGGUUAAAGGAAAGGAGAAAAAGAAAAAUGGAAAACAAGGAUCAAAUAAAUUUCGUGUUUCAACCAUGGACAAAGCCGCAAAGAACAGAAACAAGACUAGGUUCAAACAGGAUUUUAUCCCUGAAAUUCCAUCACCUACCGAGGAUACCACUGACAUGGUGUCUGGAAGAAAUAAGGAAAGGGCUCAUGGGAUUGUGUUGGAUGUAACAGAAAAUAAUUUUAAUAAUUCAGAGGCUGUAAAUAAUGAAAUUAAUGAAGCUAAAUUGCCUAUCAUCCUGCAUCCCGUUUUAUACACAUCUGCAAAUAGUGAACAUCCGAAACCAGACAUGGGAAAAUCAAUGAAUGAUAAUAAAAUACCCCUACUUCAAAUCACAAAGGGUACAACACUGCUUGAAGUAAGUUCUACAUCAGAAUAUGACAACAUUUCUAUAACAGCUGUGUCCGGUGAGGUUGUGAAUCAGUUGCAGAAUAGUACUGAGCAUGAUACCAGAAUGCAAGCAAAAGAUCACAUGGAACUGAACCCUUCUUCAGUAUUUGAACUAGGUAACAUAACAGAGGAAGGUGAUUGGUCAUGUCUAAAUGGGAUAUUCCUUCCUGCACCAGUUGUGGCCAAUGCAAAAAUCAAGUACACGUGGGGAAAAUACCUGGAAGCUGAAUAUGAGUGCCAGCAUGACUACAAGAUGGAACCUAUAGAAACACCACGACUGGUGUGUAGCAAGCACAGGUGGUUGGGAGAACUGCCAAAAUGUCUACCCUACAGUAAGGGCAACACUAGUACACCCAACAGUUGCACAUGUGACCAGGUGUGCACUGUAGUUGGGAUCCAGCUAGUUUGCUCCUGCUUCCGUGGCUUCAGAAUGCAAGACACAACAUGUCACGAUGUUGACGAGUGUUCUUAUUCAAAUGGUGAUUGUGAAAUUACGUGCCGCAACACACCUGGCUCAUAUCAGUGCACCUGUCCCUCAGGCUUCAGACUGUCAGCAGACCGCAAGACUUGUCUAGAUAUAAAUGAAUGUUUGCUGAGAAACGGACAUGGCCCUUGCCAAGGCUCAUGCCACAACCUGCCAGGCAGCUACACGUGCAGCUGUGAGGGGAUCAUUGGUACUCACUUGGCUGCUGACAAACACACCUGUCAGGAUGUCAAUGAGUGUGCUCACAACAAUGCUGGUUGUUCCCAUGUUUGCCUCAAUACACUUGGACGUGCUUUCUGCCUGUGUCCUCCAGGCUUCAUGUUGGACACUGACUGGAAGACGUGUCAUGAUACUGAUGAGUGUGCAGAUCCAGAACUGCAGGUGGGAGGACGCUGUACUGGGGGUUGUGUCAACACACUGGGCUCAUAUCAGUGUGCAGAUCUAAGAGAUCAGGUUUCUGGUGAUAAUCCACCAAAUACAGAACCCACAGAUGCCAUAUCUUCCACACCUGCUGAGUGCUCAUCUGGAUUUGAGGUCGGACCAUUUGGAAGCUGUAUGGAUACAGAUGAAUGUGCCAUAAACAAUGGAGGCUGCUCUCACACCUGUCAGAACACACUUGGAGGAGCAAACUGCCUCUGUCCCCCUGGUUUCAUGCUUGGAAAUGACUGGAAGACUUGUAAAGCAAUGGAAGUUCGACGUAGGAAAUCACAGAACUUCUCUAUAAUUUGUGAGCCAGGGUAUGUGCAGACCAAAGAAGAACAUUGUAAAGAUGUGGAUGAAUGUGCAGUACAAAAUGGUGGCUGCAUGCAGGGCUGUGUGAACAUUAAGGGCAGCUACCAGUGCCUUUGUGGUCGUGGAUUUUUUCUUGCAGCUGAUCAUAAAACUUGCAUAGAAGGAAGAAUGGACAUUGUAUGCCCACCAUUAUCUACCCCCUCAUAUGGAUAUCUACACUGUACUCGAAGAGCUUUUAUGGUGGCUCCAGAACGGUGGCGAUCUCGUUGGCGUCGAAGGAUUGUGAAUCACGCAGGAGCAGUUUGUGAACUGAGAUGUCCACAUGGGUACAGGGUGCAUGGGGAGUACCGGAAAGUCUGCGAGACAAGUGGCAGUUGGGCUGGUCCACAAAAUGGGUUCUGCAUGCCAUUCCCGAAGCCAAAGAUUGAAUGCCCAGGUAACAUCAGUGUGGAGAUUGAACCAGGUCAGGUUACAGCGUUUGUUGCCUUCCCACAGCCUGCUACAGAUGUUGACUGGUUCAGGAAUGUGGUUUCCAAACCAAGCUGGGGCAAACUCUUGGAGGCUGAUCUUCGACCUGGAUACUGGCCAGUGACAUUCACAGCCCACCAUCCAGUGUCACGUCACACAGCGUCAUGUACACUGUUCAUCACUGUCAGCAUAUCAAGUACACCUACAGAAGCACAGCAGAAUAAUACUUAACAGCUUUGAUAUCCAGACGUGUCAAAGGUCACAGAAAGUGAGAUGCAGAAAUAGAAUCCCAUCCUGAAGGAAGAGGCCAGAGGUCCUACAACAAAU
Messenger RNA from Cryptotermes secundus, 2470 nucleotides. Its product is annotated as signal peptide, CUB and EGF-like domain-containing protein 2. The transcript has 10 exons. The coding region runs from base 98 to 2374 and encodes 758 amino acids. NCBI's taxonomy places the organism in Eukaryota, Metazoa, Arthropoda, Insecta, Blattodea, Kalotermitidae. The record is from RefSeq and is a predicted model, not a curated record. Gene Ontology annotation, molecular function: calcium ion binding.